AUGAAAUUUCUUCAAAUAAUAAAACAUCUCAAAUUACAAAACAAAAAGAACACACUUGGUCAUUUUGUAAAUUGUAGUACUUAUGAACAUUUCAGUAAUAUUAACAAACUAUUUUUCAAUAACUACAGUUCGACCAAGGAAUAUUCUGAACAUGGUCAGGUGAAAAUUGAAAACUACCUGAACAGUACAUUACAAUAUGAUGAAAACAGCCAAAAUGGGUCACCAAAUAAUUUAAAAAAUGGAAAGCACAAUAUGUAUAAUUCUGAAACCAAUGUUAAUAUAAAUGAAGACAAAUAUAAAGAUAAUAAUAUAUCUAGUAAUAAUAGUCAAUACAAUAAUAAUAGUAAUAAUUCUUUUUUUUUUCAUUAUGAAGAACAGGGAAUGAAAGACACCAUUGAUGAUGUAGUUAACGAGAAUAAAAAAAAAAAGAUGAACAGAUUUUAUUUAGACAGUCAAGCAACCACAAUGAUUGACCCAAGAGUAUUAGAUAAGAUGCUACCAUAUAUGACAUACAUAUAUGGAAAUGCUCAUUCAAGAAAUCAUUUUUUUGGAUGGGAAUCAGAAAAGGCUGUGGAGGAUGCGCGAACAAAUAUAUUGAAUUUAAUAAAUGGUAAAACUAAUAAGGAAAUAAUAUUUACAUCAGGAGCAACUGAAAGUAAUAAUCUUGCUCUGAUAGGUAUAUGUACAUAUUAUAAUAAAUUGAAUAAACAAAAGAAUCAUAUUAUAACAUCUCAAAUUGAACAUAAAUGUAUUUUACAAACAUGUCGAUUUUUACAAACAAAAGGAUUUGAAGUAACGUAUUUAAAACCAGAUACAAAUGGCAUAGUAAAAUUAGAUGAUAUAAAAAAUAGUAUUAAAGAUAAUACUAUAAUGGCAUCAUUUAUAUUUGUAAAUAAUGAAAUUGGUGUUAUACAAGAUAUUGAAAAUAUAGGAAAUCUGUGUAAAGAAAAAAAUAUUUUAUUUCAUACUGAUGCAUCCCAAGCUGCUGGAAAAGUCCCUAUAGAUGUGCAAACGAUGAAUAUUGAUUUAAUGUCAAUGUCUGGUCAUAAAUUAUAUGGACCUAAAGGUAUAGGUGCUUUAUAUAUAAAAAGAAAGAAACCAAAUAUCAGAUUGAAUGCUUUAAUUCAUGGAGGUGGUCAAGAAAGAGGUUUAAGAUCAGGAACUCUUCCAACGCAUUUAAUUGUUGGAUUUGGAGAAGCUGCUAAGGUAUGUUCUUUAGAAAUGAAUAGAGAUGAGAAAAAAGUUAGAUUUUUUUUUAAUUAUGUAAAAGAUUAUUUAAUAAAACAUUUAGAUUAUAUUGUAUUUAACGGAUGUCAAAUAAAUAGAUAUUAUGGAAAUAUGAAUAUAUCUUUUUUAUUUGUUGAAGGAGAAAGUUUAUUAAUGUCUUUAAAUGAAAUAGCUCUAAGUUCAGGUUCAGCAUGUACCUCAAGUACAUUAGAACCUAGUUAUGUUCUUAGAUCUAUAGGAAUUUCAGAAGAAAUAGCACAUACAUCUAUUAGAAUAGGUUUCAAUAGAUUUACUACUUUUUUUGAGGUACAACAAUUGUGUUCUAAUUUGGUAAAAUCCGUCAAAAGAUUAAGGAGCAUCUCACCUCUAUAUGAAAUGGAGUUGGAAAAAAAAAAUUCUUCAAAUGACGACAUUCCAAAGUUUAUAUGGACAUAA
Molecule: messenger RNA, 1662 nt
Organism: Plasmodium adleri (nom. inval.)
Lineage: Eukaryota; Apicomplexa; Aconoidasida; Haemosporida; Plasmodiidae
Product: cysteine desulfurase, putative
Exons: 1
Coding region: 1-1662 (553 amino acids)
Biological process (GO): iron-sulfur cluster assembly
Cellular component (GO): mitochondrion; cytosol
Molecular function (GO): cysteine desulfurase activity
Source: RefSeq, a predicted model, not a curated record